UGAUUUAAGUAUGGCGGUGUUUCAUAAAGAUCCUUGUGGACUUAUUUGUCUUUUCAUAACUUAUUCCGCUGUGUUUUAUGCAGACUAUUGUAUAGUUCAACAUGUUGUUCGUCCCACUCUAACAGAAAGCAUCUGGGGCAGCUUACAUGUUUGUAUAUUUAAUAUCAUUGUUCUACUGUUGACAAUAUCCCAUGUCAGAGCAUCAUUUUCUGAUCCAGGGGUGGUAGCUAGACCCUCAUCAAGUCUUGAUUUCUCAGAAAUAAAUAAAGCAAAAACUAAGCAAACAGAGAGUGAAAAUGAAUGGACUGUCUGUGCAAAAUGCGAAGCUUAUCGUCCACCGAGGGCACAUCAUUGCAGGACAUGUGGAAGGUGUAUAAGAAAAAUGGAUCAUCACUGUCCCUGGAUCAAUAAUUGUGUUGGAGAAGCUAACCAGAAGUAUUUUAUUUUAUUCUUGUUUUACACAGGUCUAGCAUCACUGUACAGUAUAAUUCUCACAGCUGUGUCAUGGACAAUGGAAUGCAAUGGCUGCACCAAAGACUAUGAGAAAAGAACAAGAUUAAUUUACACUGUAAUUUUGAUGAUCGAAGGUGUUCUGUUUGGUUUAUUUGUCCUAGCCAUGUUAUGUGACCAGUUCUCAGCCAUUACAGGUGACCUCACAGCUGUGGAACAUGUACAGCGGCAAAUCAGAACAAACCGCAAACCAAGGAGUGCUCUCUUAGCUGAAGUGUUUGGAAGAGGUGGAUUUUUCAUUUGGUUCUGUCCAUGUUCUACUCCUCCCAGCCCACAACGGUCAACAGCAUCAGAACGCUAUAAUGUCUAACUGGCAUGGUUUCAGAAAGAACAAAGCAAUGAAGGAGAAUCUAUGAUCCUUUCAGAAGUCAUUAAGUUAGAGCGUUUUUCUUGCUUCAUUUGUGGAGUGUAAAAACAUGCCCUCUCAUUUGAAUAUGGCAGCCCAUAUUAACUCCCUGGAAGUGACUUGCCAUUUUUUCUUCUCCAAUCUGCAGUACAUUUCAUGUAAAUUAGUCUAAAAAAUUUUUUGUGUUACAUCAACAUAACACCCUUAAGCUUAUGAUUUUGUAUAUAUUUAUUACAUUUUUCCAGGAUAAUGUAUUGAUAUGGAAGUUAAAGAAAAAUACCAAUUAUGAUCUUGCAUAGAGCUGAAGUUUGCAAGGGGAAUGCUUUUCCUGGUAUUUCACCCCAUGGACACAGUCUUUAAAGUUGAGUGAAGUUUGACCAGCCACAUAUACCUUCAUUAUCAUUAUCACUGCAAGGUCAUCCUCAUCAUUAUUGUCAUUGUCAUGAUUAGCCAUUCUUGAAAUGUGAUUGGUUACACAGCAUGCAAAUUAAGCACCAGUGAGAACUUCCUAGUCAUUGGCUAAUGGGGAUGUGGCACAGGAUAUGGUCGCAUUAUCAAAGCAUUUUUUUGCCCAUUUUGAAAUAACCCCAUUCUUGUAUCAACACAAACUGUGCAACAGGGUUGAAUAUCAAUUUUUGCCAGUGUUAGUAAUUUCAAUGGAAAUUUAUUUUUCUUAUGAAGAUCAGUUGACAAAUCACUAUCACUCCAGAAAAUACAUAUUCAGGCAAUAUGCAUGUACCUCUAAUCACUGUAAAAUAGUUAUCUGAUUCAGCUUUAAAAUUGGAAAAUACUGUUUUGUAAAAUUUAUUUUUGAAAAGGUGAAUAUUUUAACUGUGCAUAUUUAUUUAUUAAGAUAAAUAAGAAACCCAUCUUAACUCUUUCACACAACAAUACAUUGCAUAAAUCCCAUUCUCUUUUAGUAACAGUACAUUAUUAACACAUGCAUGCAAGUGCAAAUUCCAAGAUGGUGGGAUGUCACUGUGUGUCUUCCUGUUUUGGGAUUUCUUUGAUGUGCAAGGAAAUCAACUUAUUAAUUUCCACGUCAGUGUUAGAGCACUUUUCAAUUGAGAAUUGCAAAACCUAAACAGAAGUAAUCACAACGGCAAAUUAGAAGAAAGGAAAUUACAUUUAACCCUUGAACUCCCAUGAGUGACCAAGACAGAAUUUCUCCUUACAAUAUCAAUACAAUAUCAACCAGAUAAGUGAUGAGAAUUAAAAAUAUAUCAAUUUGGUAAUAAUUAGUUGAUCCAAUAUUAAAUUCUCUGAACUAACAUGAUAAGAAUUGUAUGGCUGACAGUAAGGAGAAUUACAAUUUGAUCUGGGAGUUGAAGGGUUAAGAGCCGAUGAGAACUUAAGUGUGGGAAGAUGUGUGCAACCAGUUCAUGUUUGGUUUUAGUUUUGCAUGUGAUUGGUUGUGAAAGUGAUGCAAGUUUUCUGGACCAAUUGCAUAAUGAGGCACAGCAAAACCAAUGUGAUUCCGGAUUACUUUUGACACCUUUAAAAUUGAAAAUUGCUCUUAAAGAAGCUUUGUAUCAACUUUAAUUCUCUCUCUCGUGGUAUGAAAAAGAUAGCUGAAGAAUAACCUGUUUACAUCCAUUCUCGUGAUAAAUAUUUCUCCAUGCAUAAUUUAUGUCCAAUGUGUUGACAAAGUAGUACCAACAAUAUUAUUUUCAAGUAUUUAGGUUGGUUUAGGUUGCAAGUGUUUCCUCUCUCAAAAACGCUAAGAUGUACACAUUAUUCAAAUAUUUAUUAUUAUACAAUUAUUGUGA
Pocillopora verrucosa is the source of this 2625-nucleotide messenger RNA. Its product is annotated as palmitoyltransferase ZDHHC3-like. The record is from RefSeq and is a predicted model, not a curated record. Gene Ontology annotation, molecular function: palmitoyltransferase activity. NCBI's taxonomy places the organism in Eukaryota, Metazoa, Cnidaria, Anthozoa, Scleractinia, Pocilloporidae.